Messenger RNA from Pantherophis guttatus, 9102 nucleotides. RefSeq names its product signal peptide, CUB domain and EGF like domain containing 1 (gene SCUBE1). Lineage: Eukaryota; Metazoa; Chordata; Lepidosauria; Squamata; Colubridae. Gene Ontology annotation, cellular component: cell surface. Gene Ontology annotation, biological process: signal transduction. Gene Ontology annotation, molecular function: calcium ion binding. The record is from RefSeq and is a predicted model, not a curated record.
CUUCUUUUAAGCGAAGGGGAGAGAGAGAGAGAGCCCCGCAGGUUACUUGCGCGGAAUCCCGAUCCGGAGCAUGGGGACUGGUGGUGACUUUGCGCGGCGCUUGUGUUUGACUCUGGCGAUCUUCCACCUUGACAGGUUUGCCGGCGGCAACGGGGUGCCAGAUGCCGAUGAAUGUACAGAAGGGACAGAUGACUGCCACAUUGAUGCAAUUUGUCAGAACACACCUAAAUCAUUCAAAUGCAUUUGCAAGCCAGGUUAUAAGGGAGAAGGAAAACAGUGUGAAGACAUUGAUGAAUGUGAAAAUGACUUCUACAAUGGCGGCUGUGUACAUGAAUGCAUCAAUAUUCCAGGGAACUACAGAUGUAUGUGUUAUGAUGGCUUCAUGUUGGCUGAAGAUGGACACAACUGUCUUGAUGUUGAUGAAUGUUUGGAUAACAACGGUGGCUGCCAACAGAUUUGUGUCAAUACUAUGGGAAGCUAUGAAUGCCAAUGUAAAGAAGGAUUUUUCCUAAGCGAUAACCAACACACCUGUAUCCAUCGUUCUAAUGAGGGUAUGAACUGCAUGAACAAAGAUCAUGGGUGUGAACAUAUCUGCCGGGAGACACCCAAAGGUGGGGUUGCCUGUGAAUGUAGGCCUGGCUUUGAACUUGCCAAAAACCAGAAGGAUUGCAAAUUAACCUGUAACUAUGGAAAUGGAGGCUGCCAACACACGUGUGAUGACACAGAUAGUGGUCCUGUGUGCGGUUGUCAUCAGAAAUAUGCACUGCAUUCAGAUGGCCGAACAUGCAUUGAGAAGGAUGAGGCUGCAAUUGAGAGCUCUGAGUUCAAUGCCACGUCAGUAGCUGAUGUGGACAAGCGGGUGAAACGGCGGCUACUUAUGGAAACAUGUGCUGUUAAUAACGGAGGCUGUGACCGGACUUGCAAGGAUACAGCCACAGGAGUCCGCUGCAGUUGCCCAGUUGGAUUUACCUUGCAGCCUGAUGGGAAAACAUGCAAAGAUAUAGAUGAAUGUCUGAUGAACAAUGGAGGCUGCGAUCACUUCUGCAGGAACACAGUGGGAAGCUUUGAAUGCAGCUGCCAAAAGGGCUACAAAUUACUAACGGAUGAAAGGACCUGCCAAGAUAUAGACGAAUGUUCAUUUGAAAGGACCUGUGACCAUACCUGCAUCAAUUAUCCAGGAAGUUUUGAAUGCUUAUGUCACAACGGUUACACGUUAUAUGGAAUGACACAUUGUGGAGAUGUAGAUGAAUGUAGCAUCAACAAUGGAAGCUGUGAUUCUGGAUGCCUUAAUACUGUGGGAACUUAUGAAUGUUUAUGUCCACCUGGGAGAAAAUUACACUGGAAUAAAAAAGAUUGUGUUGAGAUGGUGAAAUGUUUGCCUGGUGCCAAUCCAGUUCCCAAAGCUCAGUUGCUCUGUAGCAAAUCAGGAGGAAUUGAGAACUGUUUCUUAUUCUGUCCAUCCAACACCCUUUUCGUUCCAGACUCAGAAAAUAGCUAUUCAGUAAGCUGUGGAGUGCCAGUACAACAGGGCAAGUCACAACAAAAACGCAACAGUACACUUCCAGGUUGUAUGGACAUCUUAAUGCCACCCAUCAAACAGAAGGCUCGCUUUAAAAUUAAAGAUGCCAAGUGUCACUUAAGGCCUCGCAACAAAGAGAAGAUUAAGGAAGUUGGAAAGCAGCAAACUCUUCUAGGAGGUCAGUUCCCCUGUGCAGACAAUUGCCACAUAACUUUUGUAAAUCUCAAAUGUGAUUCCUCUAAGAAAAAACGCCGUGGGCGAAAAUCUCCAUCAAAAGAAGUAUCCCAUAUCACGGCUGAGUUUGAAAUGGAGAUGAAGUCUGAAGAAGUCUCAGACACUUGCAAUGUUGACUGUUUGAGAAAAAGGAUGGAACAGAAACUACAAACAGCUAUCAAAACCUUGAGAAAAUCUAUUAACAAGCAGCAAUUUUACAUUCAGUUUUCUGGGACAGAGUACGAAGUAGCUCAAAAGACAGCUAAAAUUGCCAGCGAAGGACAUUCCUGCAGUACUGGGCAAGUGCAGCAAGAUGGAAAAUGUGUUACCUGCAGCGUUGGCACCUAUUAUAGUGGAGAACAGAAUCAAUGCAUCCCUUGCUCGCCAGGGACAUAUCAAGACACAGAAGGUCAGCUCUCCUGUGAACCUUGUCCAGGGAAUGAUGGGCAAGGCAUUGCAGGUGCCCGAAGUGUGUUAGAAUGUGGAGGGCAGUGUUCUCCUGGGCAGUUUUCUUUUGAUGGUUUUAAACCUUGCAGACUGUGUCCACUUGGCACUUACCAGUCUGAACCAGGAAGGACUCUCUGUUUCCCCUGUGGUGGACAGCUGGGGACAAAAUAUGAGGGCGCCGUUUCAUUUCAAGACUGCGAAACUAAAGUUCAUUGUUCUCCUGGCCAUUACUACAACUCUACAACCCACAGAUGUAUCAGAUGUCCUGUUGGAACCUACCAGCCUGAAUUUGGCCAAAAUUAUUGCAUCACUUGCCCUGGAAAUACGAGCACAGAUUUUGAUGGUUCCACUAACGUUACACACUGUAAAAAUCAACAAUGUGGUGGAGAACUUGGAGACUAUACAGGGUACAUCGAAUCCCCCAACUAUCCAGGAGAUUACCCAGCCAAUGUUGAAUGCACUUGGAAUAUAAGCCCACCUCCAAAGAGACGAAUCCUCAUUGUAGUUCCAGAAAUCUUUCUCCCAAUUGAAGAUGAGUGUGGUGAUGUUUUAGUAAUGAGAAAAAGUGCUUCACCUACAUCAAUUACUACCUAUGAAACCUGCCAAACCUAUGAGAGACCCAUAGCAUUCACCUCCCGGUCACGGAAAUUGUGGAUUCAGUUCAAAUCAAAUGAAGGAAACAGUGGCAAAGGAUUUCAAGUUCCCUAUGUAACAUACGACGAGGACUAUCAGCAGUUAAUAGAAGACAUUGUUCGUGAUGGACGUUUAUACGCUUCAGAAAAUCACCAAGAAAUUUUAAAAGACAAGAAAUUGAUUAAAGCCCUUUUUGAUGUAUUGGCACAUCCUCAAAACUAUUUCAAGUACACAGCACAAGAAUCGAAGGAGAUGUUUCCAAGAUCGUUUAUAAAGCUAUUGCGAUCAAAAGUUUCCAGAUUUCUACGACCAUACAAAUAGCUUCUAGUGCUUUUUUUUCAGGAGUUUUUUGUUUUAUUUUUGGUUCUUUCGCAUUCCUGUCAAAUAUUGUAUUGGGUUUGACUGUAGAAACAUUUUCCUGAUUUUAAGAUUUCCUGCCCACCUUUAUCUUAAAUUGUAUAUUGAAGAAUAACUAUUGUUUUAUAAUCUCCAAUUUUUGAUGGGAUUUUUUUUUUCACCUCAAAGAAAAGUAACUUGGAAUUCCAGAGAACACGACUCUAUUUUCAGUUUAUCAUCGAGAAGCGUUUGUUUUAGAAAAGGAACCUUGUUGAUCUACCACAUAAAGAAGAAACCUGUUCGUCUUUUUUUGAAGAAACUACCUGCAAAGAAGAAUUAUUGAUAGAAAAAAGUAUGUAGUAUAAAGGAUACUUGGAUUUUGAAUUGCACUUGAACUUUAUAUGUGAAAUCUAAACUUCAUUGUUUUCCUUUUGGUGGUUUUAUGGAGACUUUUUUUUAUAAACCAAAAAGAAGCUGGGGAUAAAAUAUAGUUGCCUUAACUUUUGUUUAAUGGGUUAGGCAAGAAUAACCCUACAAUCCAUAGAUUUCUUGCUUCCCAAUAUAACAUUUUUUAAGUCUAUUUUGAAAAUGGAAUGCAAUGGUUGAAUUAGAUACAGAAUUGGUUUCUCUGCUAAAUUUUAUACCAAGAAGGAAGAGUCUUAAGGGGGGGACACUAGUAGCUAGUUUUCUUCCUCUUGAUUGAAUAUCUAAAUAUGUACAAAAUCUAACAGGCAUCUGUUUGUGAAUACCAGGGCAACAGAAAUAUCAUUCAUAUAAUAAUGUUUUUCAGAGGAAUAAACCACAGUUCAGAUGCUUGGUACUAGGUGUGAUGAAAUGAGGAGAGAAAUUCUUUCUCUCCCUCCCUCCUUCCCUCCCUCUCUCUCUCUCUCUUUCCCUCUGUCUCUCUCCCUCCCUCCCUCUCUCACUCUGCAAAAGACUAGGGUUUUUUACACCUUGGGAAAGAUAAAUUAUUUUGUCCUUUCAUGUGUACAUUCAUUGGUUGACCGUUUAUAAUCCUUGCUCAAUUUGAUCUGCUUAUCAUAAUUGCUUUUAUUAUGAAUCCCUGAGUUCUGGAGGAGAAAUACAUUAUUCUACUCUACUUCUUGGCAUCAAAGCUGACUUCAAUAUCUGCUGUUGUUGGCAUGGGAAACUCCAAGAAUGGGCAGGGAGUUUUAACAUGAUUUGAUCAGGGAAGAAAAUUGGCAAGAAUUAAAGAUCCCAAAUUCUCUUCCAUGUCCAUAAAAUUAGGACAAUGAUUAAAUUAGCCAUAAAAGUAGUCUUACUUUCUUCCAUCCUACUAGAUGUUGUAAUCAAAACGUUUUCAGUAAUAAAUCAGCAGGCAAAAAUUGGCAGGAAGAACAGAAUUAUUCUUCCACAUGUAAACCAGUAAAAUUUAAAAUUAAUUUAACUUUUAAAAACAGGGCUGUCUUAAUGCAUAGGCCUGAUGGGCACUUGCCCAUGGGCCCCACGAGCAUAGGGGCCCCAUAUUAAUCUGUGUAUGUUAACCCUUCAACGCACCUUGUAUCAUAUAAAUACAGAAACAUAUUUAUUAUAUUUUUAUUGAUACUAACAUAUGUUUAAUUUUAUCAACCAUUUACAUUUUUAUUCCAGUGAGUAGUUGUCGUAGGGGCCCUAGUACAUUGCUUUGCCCGGGACCCAUAAUGCUGUUAAGACGGCCCUGCUCUGACAUAGAUUUAGGAGUACUGAGAAACUACUCCUAACACAAAACACAGUAAUUUCUUUCAAAUAGCAUUCUGCUUUAAAAGAUAAAAAAUAUACAGAAGCAAAGAAAAAAAAUUAUUGUCCAUUUUCUAGUAUUAUCACAGCUACAUAGAUUUGCUGCUUUUUUAUUCUUGGCCUCAUAAUUCACAGCAGUUCUUCCUGGUUCCGGCAUGCACAUGCGCGCCAGCCAGAUGGUCUUCACGAGCGGUGAAGUGCCGGAAACCAGAAGGACAGCUCCCUGGCUCGCAUGCCAGCUGGUCUUCACACGUACAUGCGUGCCAGAAACCGCAAAACCAGGUGACUGGCACAUGCUGCAAACCAGAAGCUCAGCUUCCCGGUGUGACCCAGCGGACCAGGAAACUGCUCUUCCAGUUUCUGGCGCUCCUGCACACGUGCGCUGGGCAGCUGCUCUUCUGUGCCGAAAAGGUUCGCCAACACUGUCCUAGGCUGUAGGUUGAGAAAUUAAGAAAUGUUCUGAAACAAGUGUUGCCAUAAGAAUUUGUAAAUAUAUCCAUGAAGUUACUUUAAGAAGCUAAGCACACUUGAGGAUAACUUUAACCUCGGUAAGUUAUUUGUUCCAUGCAAUAUUGACCAAAUAUAAGAUUUUAUUUUUCAUCAUCUGCAUGUCAUCCCCCUUGAAGAACUUCUAACUUUAUUCUCUCGAGACUCCUGGGUGGUAGGUUAAGUUGAUAGUUGCUCAGCCUAAUAAUGUAGCAAGUGUGGCAGAAUAGCUAAAUAGCGCUCUAAUGCCAAGUAAAGAUCAAAUGCAGGUACUGUCUGGAGAAAACCUCAACUCAAGUGUGAUAAAGAAACAAUUGUAAUUCCAAUUUGACUGACUUCAAAUGAACAUCUGUACAUCUUUUUAAUUUCAUGUGAACCUAAGUGAAUUCUGAGGAUAAGAAUACUAACGAAUGAUGAAAAUACUUCUUUACAAAUAAUACCCCUUAGAAUGCUUUGUAAAACCCUCUUCCACCAAUGGAAAAUAGCAAUAGAACUUAGACUUAUAUACCGCUUCAUAGUGCUUUUAUAGUCCUCUCUAAGUGGUUUACAGAGUCAGCUUAUUGCCCCAACAAUCUGGGUCCUCAUUUUACCGACCUCAAAAAGAUGGAAGGCUGAGUUAACCUUGAGCCGCUCAGAAUUGAACUCUUGGAGUGAGCUGUGAGUUAGCCCUACACAAUGUAGAAUUUUUAUUAGUGUUACACCAAGGUAUUUUACCUUUUUUACAAUCUUAAAUCCAGUUUUGUUUUCCAGUUUUCUUCAAUCUUCCCUUUGAUCUUCCCUCUUUCCCUUUCUGAAUCUCACAUGGUUCCAUCAAUUCUCCAUUGACCAUAAUCUCGGCCUUCUGUGGUAUAUAAAUAGAGUUCAGUCUUUGUAUAAAACUCAGUCUGAAGUCCAUAUUCUCAACUACUUUAAACAUAAAAUCCCAAUUCAGAUUAUCAAAAGCUUUUUUCUGCAACUAAAAAAAUGUACAGCCUAUUUGUUAUUGCAUUGUUGUAAAUAUUCAAUUAUAUACUGGAUGAUUCUUACAUUGUCCUUUAGUUGUCUAUUAGGUAAUAAAUCACACUGAUGAUCUUCAUGGACAUCGUCUUGUAAAACUUUUUUAGUCUUUCAGCUAGGAUGGAUGUAAAAAGUUUGUAGUCAUUAAGAAGACUAUAAUAUAUUGUAAGAGUUAAGUCCUGCCCUUCCUUGAGCAUCAGAGCAAUGUUGGCUUCUUUCCAUGAAUCAAGCAUAGACUGCCCUUGUAAAAUAGAAUUCAUUAAAUCUUUCAUUGAAAAUAAUAAUUGAUCUUCAAACAUUUUAUAAAACCCACUCAGUAAACCAUUUGGUCCUGGUGUUUUAUCGAUCUUAGCUGUUUAAAUUGCUUCUGUUAUUUCAAAGGUUGUUACUGGACUGUUCAUAAUUUUCUUUUGUUCUUCCAAUAAUUUGGGUAAAUUUUGUACAUAAUCAUUUAUUUGUUCCAAUGAAACUUCUUGCUGCUCCUAUAAAUUAAGUCCCAAAAAGUCUUUGGAUAUUUUUAUUAUCCAUGUGAGUUUUAUUUCCUUCACAGAUUUUAGUUAUUUUCUUUUCAGUUUGUUUUCUUAAUUUGUACAGCCACCUCCCUGGUUUAUUUGCAUGUUUAAAAAAAUCUGCUUUGUAUAUUUCAAUUUCUUUUUCAUGUCUGGGAUUGUUAACAUAGAAAUUUGUUGUUGCAAUAAUUUUAAUUGAUUAAAUAUGUUUUGGUCUUCCAAUGAUUUUUGAUUUUUUUCCCCCUUCACUUUAAUCUCAUCUAAAACUUUUUGGAUUUUUCCAGUUGAUUUCUUCUUAAUCCGUGUAUCAUAUUGUAUCAAAUCACAGUUUUAUAGGCUUCCCAAACUGUAGUCAAGUUGGGUUCCUUGAUUAUUAAAUAAUCUUGAAAUAUUUUUUUACAUUCUUUGACAAUUUGUGGUCUUUGCAAGAUGGAUUCAUUUAACCUCCACUUAAAAGACUGCAAUCUGCAUUUAAAAUGCACUGUCACUGGAUGUGAUGUGAAAAAGAUUUUGGAAGAAUGUCUGUUUCAAUUACCUUAUGAGCAGUGGUGGGAUUCAAGCAAUUUAACAACUGGUUCUCUGCCCUAAUGAUUUCUUCCAACAACCAGUUUGCCAAACUGCUCAGAAAGUUAACAACCGGUUCUCCCGAAGUGAUGCGAACUGGCUGAAUCCCACCACUGCUUAUGAGCCAAAUUUCUGGUAAUCCAUAUCAUGUCAAAGAUUUGUCUUUCUGGAAAAAAAGGUAUAGUCUUUUGCGAGUCCAUUUUUGUACCUCCAUACAUUAAGUAUACCUAGAGAGUCUGUCGACUCAAAAAAAUAUUUGGGGUAGUUUUCCUUGCGUUACUUUUAUCUCUUUAAGGACAAAUAUGUCCAAUUAUAGGGAUGCUACCCCAUUCCAAUCUCCAAAAAUGCACCAAUUUUGUAAGAAAAAGAAAAUAACUGUUUAGAAUAAAUGUUCAAAAAAUUUAGCCUUUUCUUGAUGUGGGUUAUAUACACCAAUAACAAUGAAUUUUAUUCCUUGUAGUUCAUUUUGAACAAUUACAUAUCUUGGCCUUGGCCAUCAGCUAGUAAUAGUUGUAGUUGUAAUUGAGGAAUUAUGUAUAAAACUACAACAUUAAUCAUCUUUUUGUGAUUGGCAGAAAUAUAUUCCAAACCCAAUGUUUUGUUGUCUAAAUACUUUUUGCCUAUCACUUUUCUUGCAAAGAUAUUAUAUCUUGAUUCAAUUUUUUUCUAAAUAAUGGAUAGGGAUGCGGGUUUUUUUGCUUUUUUCUGGGGAAUUUUUCCCCUUUACAUUUUAAGUUACAUUCCAUCCUAUUUAUAACAACAAAUUUUCUAAUGUUCCAACUAUGGUUCCUAUCUCCGUGGCAUGUCCUGAACCUAUUGUAUCUGACUUCUUUUGCCAUUGUCCUUCUGUGGUUCUUUCAAAAAUUGGUCUUCAGAAUUUGGAUCUUUUGAAAAAUGUUGUAGAUCCAUAUCUCUCCACAAAAUGGUGUGCUUUGUGCUGUAGAAUUUAGUCUAACAUGUUGGUUUUGAAAAGUUAAGAUAACUCCUUCUAGUUUAUCCCAUCGAAAGACAGUGUUAUUUCUGCUGUAAGAGAUUUGCCAAGAUUUUCUAAGAAUUGUAAUUAGAAUUUCUCUCAGCGGUGACACCUCAUUUGUGAGUCUCUGUUCACAAUGUUUCUGCGACGCUUGUUCUUUAGUAUAUGUUCUCACAAAUUGGAUCAAAAGAUUCUCUUGGCAAUUGGCUUCUAAUUGCACAUAAUGAUAUACGUUUUCUCAACUUCUCUAGGAAAAUCCAAAGUAUCAUUUUUCAUCCAUUUUGUAAUUAAUCUUAUAAUUAUAUCUUUGAUAUUAAUACCUUUUUUUCACACUUUCUGGCAAGCCCCUAAUUCUCAAAUAAAACUUUCUCCUUCCAAUCCAUUAACAGUAAGUUAAUUGCUCCCAUUUGUAUAUCUGACUUUUCUGCUCUUAUAUGAAUAUUCUUAACUUCCUUUUUCAGUUGGUUUAACUCUGUUGCAAAUUCUUCCAACUUUUGAUCCAAUUUUCCUUUAGGCUUUUAGCCAUUGAAUCAAAUUUAUCAGACAAUAUACUAGUCAAUUCUUGACAAAUUAAUGCAGUCAUCUCCUUUUUUUUUUUUUGUAAAUUUGUAAAUUUGUUUGUAAAUUCAAGAGCAUUUUCUGCUCAAAAUUCUUCAUAAAAAGUUGAACAAUAAAGUCCUCUGAUUCUC